GAAGCAGAUCAAACACUUUGGGAUGCUGAGGCGUUGGGAUGACAGCCAGAAAUACCUCUCAGACAACCCUCACCUGGUGUGUGAGGAGACAGCAAACUACCUGGUCAUCUGGUGCAUCGACCUGGAGGUGGAAGAGAAACACGCGCUGAUGGAGCAGGUGGCCCACCAGACCAUCGUCAUGCAGUUCAUCCUGGAGCUGGCCAAGAGCCUCAAGGUCGAUCCCAGGGCUUGUUUCCGGCAGUUUUUCACCAAAAUUAAGGUAAAAAUCCCACCUGGGCACCCCCAAACCCCCCCCUCGAGGCUGAGGGUGCCCCGAUUU
Messenger RNA from Corapipo altera (White-ruffed manakin), 319 nucleotides. RefSeq names its product hsp90 co-chaperone Cdc37-like. Gene Ontology annotation, molecular function: protein-folding chaperone binding; heat shock protein binding. The transcript has 3 exons. The record is from RefSeq and is a predicted model, not a curated record. The annotation marks the transcript as partial. Lineage: Eukaryota; Metazoa; Chordata; Aves; Passeriformes; Pipridae. Gene Ontology annotation, cellular component: cytoplasm. Gene Ontology annotation, biological process: protein stabilization; protein folding.